This is a messenger RNA of Microcebus murinus (gray mouse lemur), 4786 nucleotides long. The record is from RefSeq and is a predicted model, not a curated record. Lineage: Eukaryota; Metazoa; Chordata; Mammalia; Primates; Cheirogaleidae.
GAAAAGGAAAGACUGAUGUAAUCCGAGGUGAAUAAUUAGAACCCAAAAUAUACAGGGGUGAAAUGUUUCUGUCCACAUCUCAGUGUAUACCCAUUGUAUAAAUAGACCCGUUCUCAAAUCAAAGGGUAGCAGGUGGAGUUGCCAACGUGAAACACGAUUUUCUAGGAUCCAUGACGUGGGGCCCCCCGGCGGGUUCAGCCAGAAACAAAAAUUCAUUCAUUCAUUCAAUCACAAAAAACAAAAACUAUGCUCAUUCAUUUUUUUUUGUUUGUUUGUUUAGAAAAGCAAUACAUUCAUUUCUUGCUCUGUGGUGAGCCUUUUGCACCAUGCGUGGAUUUUGAAGACAAUAAGUAUGAGGGGUUGCUUGUCACGGGGCUAAUAAUCUAGCCAUUCGGGGAGAAACAUGUACACAAAAAACGAUGAGUCCAUAGUAAACAAGACCCACACAUACACACGUGACUAGAAAGGUCAUAAUCUCCUCACGUUGAGCCUCGAAUGGGAAGGGGAAAUACAGAAGAAACAGGAAGCAAACAUGCUGGGGGCCCAGCUGUCCUCUUCAGAAGAAGACUGUGGGGACGGGGGCAAGUGACACAUAGGCAACAGCUGAAGGUGCAAACUCAAAUUUGCUAGUUGUGCAGCGUCAGUCUCUUUUCAGCCCCUUUACUGAUAGCACAGCUGUUCCAGCUGUGCAGUUCUCAUUGCUUUCCACAAAACGGAGGCCGCAACGUUCAUUUUAAAAGGCAGCCCCUAGCUACGUGAUCAGAUAACAGCUCAGUGAAAGAAAGGUGUGAAGGGCCACAGCAGUGAGCAAGUUCCUUAUCUGGACAGGCACCAUCAGCACACACCCCUUUUUAUUGUGCAAGUGGGGAAAAGGCAGGUCAUGGUCUAGAAAGAGAUCUCCCCUUAACUGGCAGUACAGUUUCUCUCUUAUGUUAUGCACGCUUUAAAAAGGUGCCAGUAAUAUGAGAAAACACCCCCAAACCACUGCUUAGAUUUUAGGACCAAGUAAUGUUUUAUAAUUUAGCUUGGGAAAUGUUUAGAGGUUCUGGCUCUCCUUCUAGCUCAGAAAUACCAUACUUGCAAUGCUUUUAGAAUUAAGAGUUUUCUCAGGCAUGCUUUGUACACAUUUCCGGGUUGCUCCCGGAUUAUAAGAUUCCAUCAACCAAUAUUUAAUGUCCUUUUAGGAUCCGGAUGUUUGCACGGGUAAGCACUGCACCACGGAAGAAAGAAUAAGGAAGGAGGAAGGCAGCCUGCAGGCAGUUUAGUUUGCCUGUUUCUAUUUUCAGUGUAAACAGCGAGCUGUGCUGAGACAAAGGCUCCCUAUUCUCUUCCGCCCUCUUUAAAGGCGAAGUGUCCUGAGCUCGCUGUGGGCUUUACUUUCCUCCCACACAGCGAGGUCUGCUUUUCCGCACUCUUCUCCCGGCUGCUUCAUUAGCUCCAACCUGUCGGACCCCAGGGGAGGCUCCCAGAAACUCUGUCCCUCGCCGGGCGGAGGAAGCAGGUUCCCGGAGGAAGGAGACUGUGCCUGCAGCUCACUCUAUGUGACUGUGUCCUUCUUCCUCGGGGUCCGGUGUGCUCACCGCCACAGGCCCCUUCUCGCAGCCGUGGGGCUCCCAAGGCAGCAGGCCGCUCGAUGUCCCCCCAUUUCCUUCCCAGCGUCUCCCGCACUCAGCCCCGCCCCCAGCCACCAGCUAUGCUACACGGACCUAAUAUAUUUAGAUCGGGUUUUCAAAGAGUGUUUGUCUUCUUUAUUUCUUAAUUUUUAUAAAUGUAAGGGGGUACAGUGCAGUUUUGUCACAUGGACACGUUGUGUAGUAGAAAAAAGUCUGGGUUUUUGGAUAACUCGAUGGUUACCCAAAUAGUUGUGCCCAUUAAGUAAUUUCUCCUCCUUCACCCCCAUCCCAGUCCCACCCUCCCACUCUUCUGAGUCUCCAGACCCUAUGCUUCCACACUCUAGGUCCCUGUGUGCGUGACGUUUAGCUCCUACUUGUAAGUGAGAACACAUGGGAUUUGACUUUCUGUGUCUGAGCUGUCCCACUUAGGACAGUGGCCUCCAGGUUCAUCCAAGUUGCUGCAAAAGACACGGUUUUAUUCUUUUUUGUGGCCGAGUAGUAUUCCACUACAUACAUCUCUCUAUAUCUACAUCACAUUCUCUUGAACCGCUAUUGCUGAUGGACACUUAGGUUGAUUCUAUGUGUUUGCUAUUGUGAGUAGUAAACAUAUGCAAUAAACAUGUAAGUGUGGGCAUCUUUUUUAUAUAACAGUUUCUUUUCCCUUGAGUAGAUAAGCAGUAGUGGGAUUGCUGGAUCCAAUCGCAGUUCAAAGAGCAUUCUUCUAUUCUUGAGAGCUGUUGUGUUCGUGGAGAUUUUUGGUGACCUGCUUAACUCCAAACUCUCAUCCAAGUACUAACUGGGCUUGGCCCUGCUUAGCUUCCAAGAUCGGACGAGAUCAGGCAUGUUCAGGCUGGUGUGGCCCUAGACGUGACCUGCUAAAUGCUGAGUCACUGUGUUUCACGUACCUGCUCCCCUUCUCCCUCAUCGCACUCACUUUUAUCAAGAGCUCCAGUGGGACCUCCAGAUGCUCAUAGUUUCUCCCUCAAAACAUAUAUUUCCAUAAAAGCUAAAAAGUGAGAAAAGGAGAACAAGUUCCUACUCUCUUUCUUCCCCAGCUUAUGGACCUCAGCUUGCAUGCAAAAGCCAAACGAGAUUUUAUGAACACUUUUAAUUUUCUGGACAUUAUUUUCUGAGCCAUAAGGUGAUCAUAUUUUUCCAAAUCCCACCUUGGAACACAUGCUCUGGCAGACACAGGUGUGCUCACGGGGCAACCAGGCGAGGCAUGGAGAUUCAGCGCCAUCCCGGACAGUCCAGAGUACGUUUUCUGCACUGGGACUUCACAUCCUCAUAAAAGCUGAGAAACUGAAUUCCCUGCAAUCUGUCUAUGCCUGAGAAGCUGCAUCGGGAAAAUGAGGGGGUGGAUUGGAUGCAUCUCUAAAGCCUCUCCCAGCCAUAAAAUUGGAUGAACAUUUCAUUCCAAGGGUCACUGGUGACAGAGCAAAUGACAGGGUGUCAAACUGGAGAGAGCAUCCACGGCGUUCAGCGAUCGACAGAUUGACUGUUCCUGGUUGCAGGCCGAGCGCUGCUCACCCUUGUCUUGGGGGUGUCCAGCAGGUCCCGGAGGUGAAGCUUCUGGGAGCUUCCGCCACCUCCACCAGGGCACACGUGUUUCACUGCUGACCUUGGGGCCACAUAACUGCCGUCUUUGUGUUUCCGCUCAGCCAAGCUUUUGCGUUACGAAGUGUCUCUCCGGAUGCUUUUCCUGGCUGGGUUUAAGGGAGUGGAUCCAGUGAUUGUCCCUUGCAUGUGGCCUCCUGUCCUACGCCAGCCCUUCGCUCCCCUGCCCUUUGUCCCAGCAGUCACCACAGCCACGGCUCCCACACAGCCGAACCCAGUUUAGUCUGUGGAAGAGACUUGCUGGUGCUUUGGCAAGUUUGCUGUUCCACCACCAUCCUCCUUAAAGGACGGAAGGAGCUGCUCUGUCUUUGCUUUUAACUAGAUUGUUCUUCGCGCAGCCCUGAGAGAAGGCAGAGCCAUGGCCGGGCCGUUUACACCGGGUGGCGUUGCAUUUUGCUUCGGCCCUCCCACCUUCCCUGGAUGUCUGCGCCUUCGUUUUUGUUUCGUUUUGCCCAAGACAAUUACAAAUCCUUGAGCAGGAAAUGUAAAGAUUCCGAUCCAGGAUGACUGAGCUACCCUCCUUAAUCCAUGCCUGGUCCCGGACACUCCAUCCACGCUGAACGUCACGGGUGGCCGUCUUCAGGGAGCUCAUUUAAGGGACUCGUGGAGUCCUGUGGACUGGGUUGGCACUUCUGGGCAUUUGCAAGUCUGCACUAAAUUUAUUCGGUUUCAUGCUUACCUAGGGCCAGCACUUUAAAAGAAGGAGUGAGUUACAGAGAACACCGCACACUGUGCUAGGGGCUGCGGGACAACCAAACACCAGAGAUGCAAAGACAGUGAAACAGGUGACGAGAUGCAAGGAAGGCCGCUCACACGGACUUUCGAGUGUCGGCGCGGGUUAGAAGCCACGCCUCGCUCGCACCGGGCCGCACUGAAAUGUCUCCCAUCAAGAGCGACGCGUGGUCUUGAAGCACCUCAUGAAGUCCACGCCGGGGCGGUGUGGCUUCGGAAUGACCCUCCGUGCCCACGAUUAAAAACCACCACCACCACCACAAGGGGUCCAUCUGCCGUGUUUGUCUCACUAUGCGGAACAAGAGCGUCUGGCACUGAAACCUUGACGUUUGGUCGGGAGAGUUCAAUGAGCACUCAGGCUCCCUGUGUUGUGAAAACCGCCACUCUGGGAAAGGAAGGAGGACGAGGGUGGCCAUCAACACUUCCGCCAGCAUUUCCGUUAUUGCAGGAGGCUCUUGCCAGAGAGGCACAAGAGAAGAACUUCUUCAUCAGACAGCAAACACUAAUCGUGAAUCCACAGCCGCCUGCUUCUCACUGUCCUGCAGUCCCCGCUGACCUCCGUUCUGCGGACCCCACGCGUUUGCCUGCGCUGCGGUCGUCGUAUUUCUCAGAGUCUGAACCGGCGCCUGCCACGGCCUGCCGCCAGCACAACAGCUCAACGGGUCACAAGGACACGGAGAGGAAGGCUGGCUCUUGUUUUUAACUACUGUCCACCUACGGACUAUUAAAAUCGAAUUUCAAGCCCAGCAAUGCAGACUGACAUCAGCCUGGGCAACUCAGAAUUAACUCCUUGUUUUUAAAUUUUAUUUGAGGACCCCAGGAGC